UGCGCGCAUUUCACGGCUACACUGCGCUACAUGGUAACGCGAGUAAAGGCCUCGUGGAUAUUUAGUACAACGCGUCAUCAACGCAGCUCAACGGCGGAUUAGAAACGACGACGGCGACGGCGACGACGAGGACGGCGACGUUGGCAACUGCGCCUACAUAUUCCAGUUUUGGAUGCUGCGAGUAUAAAAAGCCUCCGACGCUCAAAGAUAAUCAAACAGUGUGAAUUUGACAACUGAAUCAACAUGAUCAAGCUUUCACUCUGCCUUAUCGCCACCCUGCUGGUCUGCGCCCAGGCUGACAACAUCAACCGGGACGCUCAAAUUCUGAGCGAACGCAACGAGCCAGCCGAUCCGGAGGGCAACUUUGCGUACAGCUACGAGACCAGCAAUGGCAUCCAACUACAGGAGUCUGGCAAUGCCAAUGGCGCCGCUGGCAACUUCGCUUUCGUGUCUGAUGAUGGCCAAAGAUACGAGUUGACAUAUACCGCCGAUGAGAACGGAUUCCAUCCCAGUGGAGCUCAUUUGCCUACGCCUCCACCAAUUCCUGAGGCCAUAAUUAGGUCGUUGGAGUACAUUCGAGCGCAUCCACCAGCACAGCUGUAA
Molecule: messenger RNA, 603 nt
Organism: Drosophila novamexicana
Lineage: Eukaryota; Metazoa; Arthropoda; Insecta; Diptera; Drosophilidae
Product: pupal cuticle protein Edg-78E-like
Exons: 3
Coding region: 244-603 (119 amino acids)
Cellular component (GO): chitin-based extracellular matrix
Molecular function (GO): structural constituent of chitin-based larval cuticle
Source: RefSeq, a predicted model, not a curated record